CGCUCUUGUAACAAGAGAAAACGAGAGGAGGAAUUAUUGGGGACGUCAUUCGGGAUGAGUCUCACACACACACACACCACUGAGACGCUCUCACACACACACGCACACAACUGAAACACUAUCACAUGCGCUACUGAAUUUUUCGGGGUCAUUCAUCAAACUAAAAUGCUCUCACAUGCACUACUCAAACACACUCUACUGAGUUUUUUUUUUUUCUCACAUACACAACUGAAUUGCUCUCACACACUACUGACAUGAUCUCACACACACACUACUGAAACACUGUCUCUCACACACACACACGCGCACACUAUACACAUUACGGAAAUGCUCUCAUACAUCAUACUGAACUGAACAUCAUCCAGACUGGAAUGCACGUUUCAAUAUUGACGGCCCCUCUUAAUAAAAUUAUUAUCAUUUCAACUAUUAAUAUUUUGGGCUUCUCAUGGCAAACUGUAAGGAUUUAAAAAAAAUUGUGAGUGUGUGUGUUUUUGAGACAACGGUGGAGAGAUUAGCUUUGGCUUGCAUCUGCGCUAAACCUCUUACACGCCGAACGUUGUAACGCACAUACAAACAAACACUCAUCAUGCGCACACUAAUGCAUUACAGAACACAUGUGCUAAAGCCACAUCUGUUCGCACGGGGAAGCGUUUGCAUGUACCGUGCAUCUGGACUGGGUCAUAUCCUGCGUGUGCGCGUGUGUGCGUGUGAGGAUAAAUAAUGACUGAAUGGAUGAGUCUUACUGUCAUCAUUCACCACCCGUUUCUGUCACGAUGUCCACACAAAUGCUUGAUUUGCGUUCCAUAUAAGUGGAUGUGCGAGCGUGUGUGUGUGAUCCCGUGGGAGCGAGCGUCUUCAUUUUCCUCCCAUCAGUGUGGAGAUGAAAGUGAAGGAUGAGAGGAGUUUUUGUGGGAUAUUCCAGGAAGGGUCAUUUUUGGAGGCAUUUCACUCUCAGGAUUUUUUUUCUUUCAGAUCCAACUCAGAUUCAUUUACAUCAGAAAACUUCAAUGUUCAAAUACUUGUGUAAAGUGCAUGUUACUGGAACUUACUGGCACCUGGCAGGCAGUUGAGAGGCCCUUUUUUCCCCCCCCACCCAUAUUGAUUGAUCGGUGGAGACAGUCCGAGUUAGGAAGUUGUGGUCAUGGCCCAUGCUGCUGCCCACUUGAAGAAGGCGCGCGAGAUCGAGCUUCAUCCGGAGUACAAGGCGCUGCAGAAAGAACGCGAAAGGCGACGGCGCCAGCGGGAGAGAGCCGAGCGAAAGCGGCAGUCGGACAGCAGCACCAGUUUCCUGCGGGCUGCCAGAGCUGGAAACAUCGAGAAAGUCCUUGAGUUCUUGAAAAAUGGAGUUGACAUUAGCGCCUGCAACCAGAAUGGUUUGAACGCCUUGCAUUUGGCGGCCAAAGAGGGACACCAGGAUCUAGUUGACGAACUGCUGGAGAGAGGAGCACCUGUUGACUCAUCCACUAAGAAAGGAAACACUGCCCUUCACAUUGCCUCGCUGGCCGGGCAAAGAGAGGUGGUCCGCCUCCUGGUGAAGAGAGGAGCUGACGUCAACUCGCAGUCUCAGAAUGGCUUCACUCCGCUCUACAUGGCCGCACAGGAGAAUCACUUGGAGGUUGUAAGAUACUUGUUGGAAAAUGACGGAAACCAGAGUAUUGCAACAGAGGACGGCUUCACCCCACUCGCCAUCGCGCUCCAGCAGGGUCACAACGCGGUGGUGUCCCUGCUGCUGGAGCACGACACCAAAGGCAAAGUGCGUCUGCCCGCCUUGCACAUCGCCGCCCGCAAGGACGACACCAAGUCAGCCGCGCUGCUGCUCCAGAACGACCACAACGCCGACGUCCAGUCCAAGAUGAUGGUCAAUAGAACUACCGAGAGUGGUUUCACCCCUCUGCACAUCGCCGCUCACUACGGCAACGUGAAUGUCUCCACCCUGUUGCUGAACAGAGGAGCCGCUGUGGACUUCACAGCCAGGAACGGAAUAACGCCUCUGCAUGUGGCCUCAAAGAGAGGCAACACCAACAUGGUGGUCCUGCUGUUGGACCGAGGAGCUCAGAUCGACGCAAAAACAAGAGAUGGGCUAACUCCUCUACACUGUGCGGCCAGGAGUGGACAUGAUGCAGCAGUGGAGCUGCUGCUGGAGAAAGGUGCACCUAUUUUGGCCAGAACGAAGAACGGACUGUCGCCGCUGCACAUGUCAGCCCAGGGCGACCACGUGGAGUGUGUGAAGCUGCUGCUGCAGGACAAGGCCCCCGUCGAUGAUGUCACACUGGACUACCUCACAGCGCUGCACGUGGCGGCUCACUGUGGCCACUACCGGGUCACCAAGCUGCUGCUGGACAAGAAGGCCAAUCCCAAUGCCAGAGCGCUCAACGGAUUCACUCCCCUACACAUCGCUUGUAAAAAGAACAGGGUGAAGGUGAUGGAAUUGUUGGUGAAAUAUGGAGCAUCCAUCCAGGCCAUUACUGAGUCUGGCUUGACUCCCAUCCAUGUCGCUGCCUUCAUGGGCCACCUCAACAUCGUUCUACUUCUGCUGCAGAACGGAGCCUCGCCUGAUGUCUGCAACAUUCGCGGCGAGACAGCUCUUCACAUGGCGGCGCGAGCAGGCCAGAUGGAGGUGGUGCGCUGUUUGCUGAGGAACGGCGCGCUGGUGGACGCCAUGGCCAGGGAGGACCAGACUCCCCUCCACAUCUCAUCCCGUUUAGGGAAAACUGACAUUGUGCAGCUGCUCCUCCAGCACAUGGCCCACCCGGAUGCCGCCACCGUCAACGGUUACACCCCCCUCCACAUUUCAGCCCGAGAGGGCCAAGUGGAGACAGCCGCCGUGCUCCUGGAGGCCGGAGCGUCGCACUCCAUGGCCACCAAGAAAGGAUUUACUCCAUUACAUGUAGCUGCUAAGUACGGAAGCCUUGAUGUAGCAAAACUACUACUUCAACGCAAAGCUCUCCCUGAUGAUGCAGGCAAGAAUGGACUAACGCCGCUCCAUGUAGCAGCUCAUUAUGACAACCAGGAGGUGGCGCUCCUGCUGCUGGACAAAGAGGCCUCACCCCAUGCUACUGCAAAGAAUGGCUACACUCCUCUUCACAUCGCGGCCAAAAAGAACCAGACCAACAUUGCGCGAGCGCUGCUGCAGUAUGGCGCAGAGACCAAUGUUCUGACCAAGCAGGGCGUCAGUCCUCUUCACCUGGCUGCACAGGAGGGACACGCUGAGAUGGCCAGCUUGUUACUGGCCAAGGGAGCUCACGUCAACGCGGCAACCAAGAGUGGGCUGACUCCUCUGCAUCUCACAGCACAAGAGGACAGGGUCAGUGCUGCAGAGGUGUUAGCCAAACAUGAUGCCAACCUGGACCAGCAAACUAAGCUUGGCUAUACACCUCUGAUAGUAGCCUGUCACUAUGGAAACGCCAAGAUGGUCAACUUCCUGUUACAGCAAGGUGCCAGUGUCAAUGCCAAAACCAAGAACGGAUACACACCUCUCCACCAGGCAGCACAACAAGGGAACACGCACAUAAUCAAUAUUUUGCUGCAGCAUGGAGCCAAACCAAGUGCUACUACAGUGAAUGGAAACACUGCUCUAUCCAUUGCCCGGCGUUUGGGUUACAUCUCAGUGGUGGACACGCUGAAAGUGGUCACUGAGGAAGUCAUCACUACCACAACAACGGUCACAGAGAAACACAAACUCAACGUCCCGGAGACCAUGACGGAAGUCCUUGACGUGUCUGAUGAAGAAGGUGAGGACACAAUGACAGGCGACGGAGGCGAAUACCUGAGAGCAGAGGAUCUCCGAGAGCUUGGCGAUGACUCUCUACCGGGACACUACUUGGACAGCUUCAGCUACAUGAGCCACAACCUGGACAGGCCUCAGCCCCAAAGCUUCCAUCAGAGGGAUGGCAUUCUCAUUGAGGACAUGAUUACCAGCCAUCAAGUGUCGGUACUGUCAAGGGAGCAAGACAAGGACUCGUUCCGCUUGAGCUGGGGAGCUGAGCACCUCGAUAAUGUGGUACUGUCCUCCAGUCUGCUGCAUUCUGGCAGUUCGUCUCCUUGCCUAGACCAUGACAACAGCAGCUUUCUGGUCAGUUUCAUGGUCGACGCAAGGGGCGGGGCCAUGCGUGGCUGCCGUCAUAAUGGCCUAAGAAUCAUCGUGCCGCCAAGGAAGUGUUCCGCACCUACGAGGGUGACGUGCAGGCUGGUGAAGAGACACCGUCUGGCCUCCAUGCCCCCUAUGGUCGAAGGGGAGGGGCUGGCCGGUCGCAUCAUCGAGGUGGGACCCACCGGAGCCCAGUUCCUGGGUAAGCUCCACCUUCCCACAGCUCCGCCCCCUCUGAAUGAGGGCGAGAGUUUGGUCAGUCGUAUCCUGCAACUGGGUCCGCCAGGAACCAAGUUCCUCGGUCCUGUCAUUGUGGAGAUCCCACAUUUUGCCGCUCUGAGAGGCAUUGAGAGAGAGUUGGUCAUCUUGAGGAGUGAAACGGGAGAAAACUGGAGGGAGCACCACUGUGAUUUUACUGAAGAGGAGCUCAACCAGAUACUUAAUGGAAUGGAUGAAAAACUGGAUUCCCCAGAGGAGCUUGAGAAGAAAAGAAUCUGCCGCAUCAUCACGCGAGACUUCCCACAGUAUUUUGCCGUAGUGUCUAGGAUAAAGCAGGACAGCCAUCUGAUUGGCCCAGAGGGCGGCGUCCUCAGUAGCACUCUUGUUCCUCAGGUCCAGGCUGUCUUCCCUGAAGGAGCCCUCACUAAGAAGAUCCGAGUUGGGCUACAGGCUCAACCCAUUGAAGUUGAUGUGGUGAGAAAGAUCCUUGGCAACAAGGCAACAUUCAGUCCAAUUGUCACACUGGAACCAAGAAGAAGGAAGUUCCACAAACCAAUCACCAUGACAAUCCCUAUUCCCAAGAGCUCAAACAAUGAAGGAGUCGGAUCUGUGUACAGUGGGGAGACGCCCACCUUACGCUUGCUUUGCAGUAUUACGGGCGGGACAACACCGGCUCAGUGGGAAGACAUCACUGGCUCUACACCGCUUACCUUUGUUAAGCAGUGCGUUUCCUUCACGACCAAUGUGUCGGCAAGAUUCUGGCUGAUAGACUGUCGACAAGUGCAGGAUUCUGUUAGUUUUGGCUCUCAGUUGUACAGAGAGCUCAUUUGUGUCCCAUACAUGGCCAAGUUUGUCAUCUUUGCCAAGACCUUGGACCCCAUUGAGGCACGACUUCGCUGUUUCUGCAUGACCGAUGACAAAAUGGACAAAACACUGGAGCAGCAAGAGAACUUCACAGAAGUUGCACGAAGCCGAGAUGUUGAGGUCCUGGAAGGAAAACCAAUAUUUGCUGACUGUUUUGGAAACCUGGUGCCUCUAACCAAGAGUGGGCAGCAUCAUGUCUUCAGCUUCUUUGCCUUCAAAGAGAACCGACUAGCUCUCUUUAUUAAAAUUAGGGAUACAGCACAGGAGCCAUGUGGUCGGCUUUCCUUCACGAAAGAACCACGCACGUACCGCAGUCUGAACCACAAGGCAAUCUGCAACCUUAACAUAACCCUCCCGACAUUUUCCAAGGACUCCGAUUCAGAGCAAGACAUGGAUGACGAGAGUGAGAAGAGUGACAAGAAAUAUGAUGAAUCUGAAUCAGUGGAGACAUUCUCACUGAAAACAAGUCAAGCGAUGGACCCUGCGACCCUUGCAAGCCCGGAUCUUCUCUCUGACAUGUCAGACAUAAAAAUUCCUGUUUUGAAUUCCGAGCAAGUGGAUCACUUCCAAAUUUCGGAGGCAGAUGUUUCUGGAUGGACUGAAGAAAAGGAGACUCUGGCCACCUAUGAACCCCAAGAGUGGUGUGGAAAGGUUGGAGGAAUUCAAACUAACAGGAUUAGUAACACUAAAGAGGAAGUGCAAGAGGAUAGUGCAAGAAAAGCUAAGAGGUUCUCGGCCUUUGAGUCGCCUGAAGUAAGGAAUGUUGAAAUAAAGAGCACUUUAGGUAGACCCGCCACAGAGGACAGAGACAUGGCAAGCAUGGACUCAUACCUUGGCAUAGACAAAAAAUUGGAACAGCAAGCUGCAUUGACGGGUGUUUCUCAGGAAGAGGUUGCCCAAGAAACUAGCGAACAGCCUAUUGUGAAUUUUAAUGGUAAACAAAGGCCCCCAGACAUCAAGAAACCUAUUAGGAGGAAGCUACGAGACAGAGAACGUUCUGGAUAUAGUAGCUCUGAGGGAGAAUUAGAAAGGAUGAGCUCUGAGGAGUCUUUAGACGGUGAUGCUGUUCUGAAUGAGAGUGGCCUUGUUCUCACACCAGUGGUAGAUUUGCCAUCUUCUCCUCGUGUGGUCGAGACACCCAUAGGUUCAAUAAAGGACCGGGUUCAAGCCUUACAAAACAAAGUCAAAGGAGAGGAGGGCCAAAAACACACUGAGGUACAGAUUUCAAGAUCGUGCCUUACAAAAACCAAAAUGGAAAGUGAAAUGCCUCAGCUGCCCAGCGUUCCCAAAUCUCCCAGAUCUCAAACAGAAAGAUUAGAAGAGACUAUGUCUGUUAAGGAGCUGAUGAAAGCAUUCCAGAUCGGCCAGGACCCUUCUAAAAAUAAAUCAGGGCUUUUUGAGCACAAAGCAUUGGCUUCUUGUGACUCCACGCUAAAAAGUGAAUCAACAGAUUUUGAUGAGGAAAAUGGGACUGACCAAAGUCCGCAAUCACAAAAAACCCAAAGUCAAAGCCUCAGAGUUCCCCAUCAUGAGAAUGACUUUCAGAAAAGUGACAAAGCUGACUCUGGAAGUCCACCAAUAGGCAUACUUAAAGAUACCUCUAAAGAAUCACCUCUAAUUUCGGAUGCAAAUGUUGGAAAGACUGUUACAUUUUGUUAUGAUAGAGGUAUUCACUCAUACAUAAAGUCAACUGAGCCUUCUGAAAAGGAAAGUAUGUCUGUUAAGGCGCUAAUGAGAGCAUUCCAGUCUGGGAAACAGCCUUCAAAAAGUCAAGAUGGGCAUUUUGAGUACAACUCCAUUGCUCCUUCAAGUAUUUCGACACCGGAAGCAGUCGCUCUCAAAGAAGGCACCAGCACACAGGAAGCAAAAUCUCAAAUUCAAACUACACACUACAAGUCCCUUGAUGCAUUACAGCUAAUGUCAGAUACUGUUUCUUUUGGAAACAAAUUAGACAAUGCUGAUACAAUUCAGCAUGAUAAGGGUAGGACUAGUCCUCAGAGAGAACUACUAACGAACAGGGGCAGGGGAAUGAUGCAAGUUGCAGAGCAAUCUAUCAGCACCGGAAGGACAUUAUCUGAUGAUUUGCAGAUAAGCCCUGACCGCAGACCUUCUGAAGACUUCAGUGCUGACAUAAAGGCUGAGCUUGAAGAAAGUCCUGAGUACCAGCUAUUUAAGCAAACACCCACAGCCUUAGAUGUGAGCUUUGAACUGGAGGGAUCGGAUGAUGAGACUUUGAUUGAUAGACUAUCGAUCUGCAGUUCUUUCAGGGAAACAAUUUUUCCGACUGAGAAUCAAAUGAUAGAUGAAGGACCUGCAUUCGCCCAUCAGAUGAACAAUGAUAAUGAAGUUAAAGAAAUCCCUGUUGAUGAACCACUACUUGAAGAAGUCCACAUUAGUAGGAAAACAGAUAAGCAGAAAUGCAUGUCAGCAAAAGAUAUGUCAGGAAUUAUGUCCUUUAUGAAAACUGACUUGGAUGAGUAUCUACAAACUAGGCCUGUUCCAAAUCAGCCACCACACCAAGUUAUUAUUGAUGAAAAUUUUGAACAAAUUAUCCUAAGUAAGGAAAAAGAAAAAGAUAGCUGCACAUUUUCAUUUGGUAGUAUUGGUACAGAACAAGAAACUGAUCAUAAAAAGUUGAAAGAUCAGUCAUUGAAAAUGCAAGCUGAAGAAGCAGAGGACGAAUGUGAAAAAUCAAAAGGUGCAAAAAGGAGGUCUGGGAUGUCAUCAGUCAACAAUGAUUUCGAUCAGUUUCUGGAGGCCAGUCCAAUGCCGAGUUCGCCAGUGGAACAGAAAAAUUUGAAAAAUAAAAUUGAAGAAACAGUUUCUGGAAUAGACAAAAAUAGGACACAUCAUUCAAGUUUGGCACAGAACUAUGAGGUUCCAGAGACCCUGCAAGUGAAUAAUCAGAUACCUUCUUGCUUGCACGAUGAAGUAGUGAACGAUGAAAGAAAAGUGUAUGCAACAAGUGAUCAUGGAAACGAUGCAUUGUUUUCAAAAUGUGAUAGUGGAACUGAAAAAACCACAAUGGAGGAACAGCUAUUUCAAGAAGUCCAUGUUGGCAGGGAAGCACAUUACCAGCCACCUGCAACAGUCAAAGAUAUGUCAGGGUUGGUGUCCUUAAUGAAGACUGACAUGCAUCAUUGUCUAGAAACUAGGCCUGUAACAGAUCAACCCCCACAAGAGAAUAUCACUGAUGAAAAUUUUGAACAAAUUAUCCUUGUAAAGGGAAAAGAAAAAGAUAUUCACCCAUUUGCUUCUGAUAUGGCUGGGUUUGGCACAGAACAGAAGCACUGUAAAGAAAGUUAUUUAAGAGAAGACAGAAAUGAGACAUCUCAUUACAGUUUGGGAGAUGAGUAUGAAGGGCUUGCAGUAGCCCCUCAGGUGCACAAUGAUAGUAAAGACAUCGCAAUAGAUGAACCACUACUUGAACAUGUCCAAAUUAGUAGGAAAACAGAUAACCCAGCACCCACAGCAGUGAAAAAUAUGUCAGGGUUGGUGUCCAUAAUGAAAACAGACAUGGAUCAAUGUCUCAAAUCUAGUCCUGUAACAGAUCAACCCCUGCAAGAGGAUAUCAGUGAGGAAAACCUAGAAAAAAAUAUCCAAACAGAAGUAAAAGAGAAAGACAUUCAUCCAUUUGCUUCCGAUGAGGCUGGAUUCGGCACAGAACAGAAACAUUUUGAACUAACUGAUAUAAGAGAAGACAGAAAUAAGACACCUCAUUCCAGUUUGGGAGAUGACUAUAAAGGACUUGCAGUGGCCCCUCAGGUGAACAAUGAUAAUACAGACACCACAACUGAUGAACCACUACUUGAAGAAGUACACAUUGGCAAGAAAACAGAUUCCCAGGCACCCACAACAGUGAAAGAUAUGUCAGGGUUGGUGUCUUUAAUGAAAACGGACAUGGAUCAAUGGCUCGACUGUAGUCCUGUAACAGAUCAACCACUACAAGAGGAUAUCAUUGAAGAAAAAUUUGAAUUUUUUUUCCAAACAAAGGCAAAGGAAAAAGACAUUCACCCAUUUGCUCCUGAUGAGGAUGGGUUCGGCAAAGAGCAGAGACCUUUUGAAGAAACUGAUAUAAGAGAAGACAGAAAUAAGACACCUCGUUCCAGUUUGGGAGAUGACUAUGAAGGAUUUGCAGUGGCCUCUCAGGUGAUCAAUCAUAAUGAAGACAUCACACCUGAUGAACCGCUACUUGAAGAAGUCCACAUUGGCAGAAAAACAGAUUACCAGCCACCCAUAGCAAUUAAAGGUAUAUCAGGGUUGGUGUCCAUAAUGAAAACAGACAUGGAUCAAUGUCUUGACUCUAGUCCUGUAACAGAUCAACCGUUGCAAGAGUGUAUCAUUGAGAACAAUUUUGAACAAAUUAUCGGAACAAAGGGAAAACAGAAAGGCAGUCACCCAUUUGCUUCUGAUGAGAAUGGGUUCAGCACAGAGCAGAAACAUUCUGAAGAAACUGAUAUGAGAGACGACAGAAAUACGACACCUCAUUUCAGUUUGGGAAAUGACUAUGAAGAAUAUGUUGAGGCCCCUCAGAUGAACAAUGAAGAAAUCACAAUUGAUGAACCACUUCAUGAACAAGUCCAUAUUGGCAAGAAAACCAAUGAACAUGUAUCCACAGCAGUAAAAGAUAUGUCAGGGUUGGUGUUCAUAAUGAAAAAUGACUUGAAUCUACUUCUAGAAACGAGGUCUGUACCAGAUCAACCUACACAAGAGAAUAUAAUUGAGAAAAAUUUUGAACAAAUUAUCUUAACAAAGGGAAAAGGGAAAGGCAUUCACUCAUUUGCCUCUGAUAAGUCUGGGUUUAGCACAGAAAAAAAACGUUCCCAAAAAAAUGUUAGAACAGAAGACAGAACCAGAACAUCUUGUUCCAGGUUGAGAGACGACUGUGACGACUGUGACAACCCUGCAGGGGCCCCUCAGGUAAAUGAUAAUGAAGACAUCGCAAUUGAUGAACCACGACUUGAAGAAGUGCACAUUGGCAGGAAAACAGAUCACCAGGCACCCACAGCAGUGAAAGAUAUGUCAGGGUUGGUCUCCAUAAUGAAGACAGACAUGGAUCAAAGUCUCAAAUCUAGUCCUUUAACAGAUAAACCGCUACAAGAGGAUAUCAUUGAAGAAAAAUUUGAACAAAUUAUCCAAACAAAGGGAAAAGAGAAAGUCAUUCAUCCAUUUGCCUCUGAUGAGGAUGGGUUUACCAGAGAACAGAAACAUUUUGAAGUAACUGAUAUCAGAGAAGACAGAAAUAAGACACCGCUUUCCAGUUUGGGAGAUGACUAUGAAGAACUUGUAGUGACUCCUCAGAUGAACAAUUAUAAUGAAGAAAUCACAAUUGAUGAACCACUAUUUAAAGAAGUCCAUAUUGGCAAAAAAAACAAUAACCAGGCAACCACAGCAGUGAAAGAUAUUUCAGGGUUUGUAAUGAAAAAUGACGUGGAUCAAAGUGUAGAAAUUAGUACUGUACCAAAUCAACCACAGCAAGAGUAUAUAAUUAAUGAUCAUUUUGAACAACUUAUCUUAACAAAGGGAAACGAGAGAGACAUUCACCGUUUUGCCUCAGAGAAGGCUGAGUUUGGCACAGAACUGAAACAUUUUGAAGAAACUGUUAUAAGAAGAGACAAAAAUACAACACCUCAUUCCAGUUCGGGAGAGGACUGCGUGGGACUUGCUGUGGCCCGUCAAAUGAACGCUGAGAAUGAAGAAAUCACAAUUAAUGAACAACUACUUGAAGAAGUCCACAUCGGCAAGAAAAUCAAUAACCAGGCUCCCACAGCAGUGAAAGAUAUGUCAGGGUUGGUGUGUCUAAUGACAACUGACUUGGAUCAGUGCCUAGAAAUGAACUUUGAAGAACAACCACCACAACAGGUUAUUGAGGAAAGGUUUGAGCAAAUUAUCUUAAUAAAAGAAAAAGAUAAGGACAUUUAUUUAUUUGAUUCGGGUGAAAUAAAAGACCAAGUUGUAGUUGGAACCACAGAAACUGAUCAUGCAAAGAUGGAACAUAAUUUAUUUGAAAUAAAAGCCCAAAACACAGAGAAUGAAUCUGAAGAAUCCAAAGCCACCCUAGAUGUAAAAAGGAUUUCGGGAAAAAUGUCAGUCAAUGUUAGUGAGUUUAAUAUAAUUGUAGAGGACAAGUCUAUGGCUAGCUGGUCAAAGGAAGAAAAUAAUUAUCAGAAACAGGAGCAUGUCACUGAUGAAGUUAUAAUGGAUGACACAACUCAAACAACAGAUGAAAGUCAAGCCUUCACUAAAGAGCUCGCUUUGACAGAAGAAUGGAUGGGACUAAAGCCUUCAUAUCAACCAUCUUCCAAUGUAAAGGAGAUGUCGGGCAUGAUAUCACUGCUGAAGAGUAACUUAGACCGAUGUCUGAUGCAUAGGCCAGUGACAUAUCAGACUCAAGAAGAGGACAUUAUUCAGGAGACAUUUGAACAAGUUAAUCUUACUAUAGUCCAAAAAUCCUCUAGUGAAGAGAAAACGGAAAAUACCAACAAGCAAGAUGAGGCGACACUGACACAGAUGCAGAAUGAUGUGAUUGAAGUCAAAGACGUGACUCCAAGUUCAGUUUUUGAGGCCCCAUUCCAGGAAGUUUGCAUCGAGGAAAAGAAAUGCAAACCAGAGUCAAAAACUGAGAGGGAUAUAUCAGGCAUGUUGUCACUCCUGGGUGCUGACUUAGACCAUUGUUUAAAGGAAGAACCAGUCCUGACACAACACCACCCAGGAGAGGAGGUAGUCCAUGAGCACUGCAAACAAAGUAUAAUAUCAAAAGAUCUUGACAGUGAAACAUAUAAAUCUUCUUCUGAAAAUAGCACAUUAUCAGAUGAUACCAGAUCAAAGCAAAUGAAAUGCAAAACUUAUUCACAUGAAGAUGAAAGUUGGAAGAAUUUCCUGGCUGAAGAGGCUCUAGCUAAAAUGUGUCCUACUGGAGAGUCACAUUUUAGCAACUACAGUGAUAGUACUGUGAAAUUUACAAAGCCAUAUGAAACAAUGGGUGAAUGCAAGAAUCAAUAUAACUAUAUCAAUUUCGGUGCUACCGGAACAUCUACACCACAAAGGCCACAUGAUUUACAGAACCUAGCCACUUUCGGUCUUGAUGAACAAGUUAAAGAGCUUUAUCCACAAGACUCUCUGGAGGCAAGUCCGGUCUUGGAGGAUAUAUCUUCGAACAAAUCCCCUGAUUCCAUUGAGCCAAGCCCUACUAGAGAAUCCCCUUGUCCAGACUCUCUUGAAGGAAGUCCCACACAAUCAGAGGAAACUGGAGACAGGAUAUUGUCAGCCAAGGCAGCUUUGUACGAGGAUUAUGCAUCACAACUUAAAGCAUGUCUAGCUUUUGACACAAAUAUUUACAAAAAUGACAAUGAAUCAGAAAACAUCACGCAAAUGGAAGGUGAUAAAUACCCACCUUUCCAUGAUGAUGAAACCGAGGACCAUUCCACAAUCAAUCAAUUUACCCCAGAAGAGGAGAUGUUUAAAAUGGCUGCAAGAAUCAAAACUUUUGAUGAAAUGGAACAGGAAGUUAAAACCAAGAAAGCUACAUCCCCAUAUACACCAUUACAGACAAGGGAUCAUGAAGAUGUUGAGCUAGAUGUAAAAAUGUCCCCAGCUAUGCGAUCUUCUUCGCAAGAUACAGCAGAGGAAUAUUUUGAAAAAACAGUCACAGAAAAAGGUAUUGGUUCAAGUCUUGGUAUACACAAAGAGAGGGAAGAAUUUGAGUCACAAAUAACCGCACAGGACUUUUUUCCAGGAAGUGAAGAGUCUCUACAACUCUAUGACAAAAGUCAAAAUGAAAUACAUGACAAUGAAAGUAAUUCAAAGAAAGGUGCUGUUGAUACACAUUUUUAUAGCUGUGUUACAGAAGACCUCCAUCCAGAUAAUGACAGCAAAGACACCCUACGGCAAGGAAUUACUGAACCUUGGACUAUAGUGUGUGCGAAAGAAACACAAUAUUUUACAUCCAGGUGUGACGAUUCUGUAGCCUACAAUGGACAAGCUAAUGAACAGAGAAAUAAUUAUGAUUGUGCAGAGGACAGAAAAAUACUUGAUAAAUCACCUCCUCAAUCACCAAGUGAUGACAAAACCCCCGAUCAGUUUAAAUUUGAAGAGGGAAAGCUAUUUGAAAUGACCAGAGGGGGAGCAAUUGAUCUGACCAGAAGUGUUGAGGAAGAUAUUGAAGGAUGUGCAUUUUUUCAAAUAGAGGGACAUCCAGUCCAUGAAUUUGUUUCAGAGGAGACUGGGGAAGCGCAAAGCACCUUGUCAAAAUUCGACAAUAGUGAUUCAAUUGCAGAGGAGAUCCUACAGAACCCAACAGAGGUCAGUGUUCCUACUCCCAAACCCAGAACUCUCAAGACACCCUCAUGUGAGAAGUCAAAGAGUGACAAGCACCUUUCUGAAGCUGAUCUUGGUAGCUCAACAGAAGUUCAGCUCGGUUCCCCCACUGGAUUGGAGAAGCUGACAGUUAUUCAAGGUGAUGACAAAGGCCUUGGUGUAAACUAUCUUGACUCGACAAUAGCUGAUCGUCAGUCAAACACAAUCAUGCAUCAAUUAGCAUACCCAAAGCAGAGCUGUGAUUCAUUAUACUCCUCUGCUGAUGAGGAUGAGGAAGUAGAUCAGUGCUCGGUCAUUGAAACGUCUUUUUCAGGUAGACAGGCUAUUGCCAAUCAAGGCAGCAAAACAAAGGAGGAUAAUCACUUAAAACUGAGACGAUCCGCAAAGAACUCUGAGCCUGAAUUGGUUAACAAAACAGAAGACCCAACCAUAAUUCGCAGAACGAGAUCUGAGACAGAUUGUGCUCAAAAUAAAGCCUCAGGUAAAAACAGCAGGAGUAGUUCUGACAGUGCUCAACCCACAUAUGUACCAAGCCUUUCCUCAGCUAAACUUCUUUCCUCAACAAAGCAAAUGAAAGGAAUCCAAAGCUGUAAGACUGAAGAAUCAUCCCUUUCUUUGGAUACUGAUGAAAUCAGCAGCUCAAGUCACAAAAGUCCAGAUUCUGUUAUCUUUAUGUACGACAUCCCAGACUCGGACAUUUUAGAUUCAGAUCCUUUGAGGACUGUGCAACAGUCUUCUGGUACAGUGGAUGUGUUUGAAUCUAGGCCUACCUGGGAUGACAUGGAGGAAACUCAGAUGCUGAGAAUCACCGAUGAACAAACUCCAGAAUGCAUGGCAGUGGAUUGGCAGGAUGAUGCUGACAGGAAGGAGGAAACAUUAGCUAUCAUUGCGGAUCUGCUUGGCUUCAGCUGGACUGAGCUGGCAAGGGAGCUGGAAUUCAAUGAAGAUGAUAUUCAGAUAGUUAGGUCACAGAAUCCCAAUUCACUUCAAGAGCAGAGUCAUGCCUUGCUUCAACGUUGGGUUGAACGUGAAGGCAAACAUGCCACAGAAGAUUGCUUGAUUAAGAGACUGACUAAGAUCAACCGGAUGGAUAUUGUUCAUCUAAUUGAAACCCAGAUGAACAAGUCAAUUCAAGAACAAACCUCCAGGACAUAUGCAGAGAUUGAGAAGACAUUGGACCAUAGUGAAGUUUCAGUGGCCCUGUCUUCAGUGCAAGAGGAUGUGGAAAGCCCCAGGAUUAUGAGAAGGAUUGAAUCAGAUCGCAAACCUCCCCCAGCUGUUUCUGAAGAGGACCUCUCUGUAGCUUCUCUACUGGACAUUCCUUCAUGGGCAGAGCCUACUGGACAUAUCCACUCAGACAGCAUGCAUGGUGACCUUUUGGAGGAGCUUGAGAUCUCACAUGAACUCAACCCUAACUUGUGGACAUCAGAUGAUGUAAUUUCACACGAGCGUACACGCUAUGUCAACUUAGAUGAGCAAGCUGAUGAAAUGCCUGACCUUCCGACUCAGACUGUGACAGAAGAAAAGUACCAAGAUGAAAAUGGGCACAUUGUUGUCAAAAAGGUUACUCGAAAGAUUAUUCGCAAGUGUGUUUCGUCGGACGGUGUGGAACGGGAGGAGGUCUCGGUCGAGGGAUCCCCACAGAGGUCCAUAAGUGUUGGAGAGGGAGACGGAUACUCCAAAGUGGUGAAGCGCACUGUUCUAAAGAGUGAGGGAGACCAUACAGAGGUUACCUUUGCAGAAAGUGAGGGUUUCUCAGCAUCACAAGAGACCGCUGAGGUGCGUAAAGUCAGUCUGGCAGAAAGUACCAUUGUCGUAGAGGGUAAAAGAACUGUCACACACAAAGGGGAAUUGUCUUUGGACUCCGACCUCCCCACAGCCCAAGAGGACUUCAAACAGGCACUCGGUUAUAUAGGUGGUUUUACCAGAGCAGAGCUCCCCCAUGUGGUGGAAAGUGAGACUGUCAAAGAUGAUGGAACUGUGGUCACGAGGGCCCACAUGCGUAAAGGUCAGACCGUCAGACGGACGGUGGUGCAAGGUGCUGGGCAGCGCAAACAGGUCUUUCUCGAGCAAGUGGACGGCCCCACGAAAGGUUCCAAACCACACGAACUCCAGCAGCAUCUGCACCAGCUGUUUCACCACUACUAUGAAGAACACCAGGAGGACCACGAUGACGAUAAUGAAGACGAGGAAGAGAGAGAGUAGAAGAAUGUGGAACACACUCCCUUGCUACACUAACUAUCCUAUGCAUUUGCCACAUGCAAUCCCAGCGUGCACCUCAAAGCUACCACAGUCUUCCCAUUUAAGUCUGGAAAGAUUUUUUGAAAUUUUCAGUUUCCUUCCUUUGCUGGUGUUACAUAUUCAUUAAUUUCUUUGUUCUGACAUAGUUGUUUUUUUUGCCUUUUUUGUGACCAAAGAAUAUCUUUCCUGAUCAAUUUUAGGUUUUGUGUCAACAUAGUCUACAUUUAUUUUUUGUCUUUAUUAUGUGGUAAAGCAACAAAAAUAUCAGAAAUAAACAAGAAAUGCUAUUCAGUUAUAGCCCACACUGAACACUUCACCUAAAAAAAUACUCUCCUCAAUGGAUGCUUGAACGAAAAAAAACAAAAACUGAAAAGUUAUUCACGCGACACUGCCUCUCACCGCCAGACUUAGUGAGAUCUUCUUGGCGAAGAAAAGUCACUGAACUAAAGUCAGAUUAUACACAAGUGUAUUUAUUUAACUCCGAUCGCUGCUGCUGCUGUUGUGUUUUUGUGUAGGCUCUGUGUAAUGUGUCUUUCAGGCAUUCUGAUAGUAUCUAACCUAAUCUAGAUAAUACUGACAUCUGUAGCCUAGGAAUGAUUAAUUAAUCAUGUGAAGUCGAGCGGGCAUGACUAAUCAACAUCUGUCAUUAUGAUCCUGGCUUUGUAGUUUUUGUCCAUUUCCACCCCGUGCUGCGCCUUUCUAAUCCUUGUGUUACGUUUGAUUCGAGGAGACUUUUGUUGGCACUGUGUCCUAAAUUAUUGAUCAUAGCUCUUAUGGUAUGAAUGGUGAGCGUGUGAGGAAAUUUCACGUUGUUUUAUUUUAGAGGGCUAUUUUAUGUACUAGAUAACAAAUCCUCAGAAAAGGAGGAACAAAGGUGGUUGAAAUAGCCUUUUGAAGUACUUUUUUUUUUUUUAUUAUUUACCUUCAGUGACUCCAUUGGAUUCCCACCGCACCCCUAAUUUCUGACGCUAUAAUGUUUUGUUUUUUUUUUAGGCCAGUGAAAAGCUAUUUAUUGGGAAAAUAUGGCACAUAAAGUGAUGGUGGUUCCGGUGUAUGUAUUUAUUUAAUAUUAACAUGCUUGUUUUUGUUGAGUGUGCGACUGUGAGUGAAAGUUCUUUUUUUUUUUGAGUGAAUAGAGAUUUAUUUUACACAUGCUGUAUUUGCACUCCUGAAUGUCAGGGAUGGAACGCCUCCAUGCUUUUAGUGCACCCGCAGAGUUUCAGUCAAGUAUCACUGAUCGUCUAAUUCUUUGGCAGGACAGAUGGCGAGUAGUCACAAGCAUAUUGAGACCGUUUGAGAGAGCUUCAACAAAACUUAUUCCCGCUCAGAGCAUCGCUACGGUAUGGAACUCAACGUAAUGUUUUUAUUUCACUAUCACGAUUUCCUUUUGAGAGACGAGGAGUGGGGGGCGGGCGGGGGGUGGGGGACUGGGAGUUCACUGUGACAGGUAUACUGUACUUUUAAUUUGAAAAAUCAGCACCCCCUUUUUUCUGUGAUGCAGACAGUUAUAUAGUCAUAUGAUGCAUAUGUAUAAACAUCUAUAAGGGCAUGUAUUGCUGUUCAAAAGUAAAACAAAAAAAAGAUAAAAACAAAAUGGCUGCAGUGUGUUUAUGGCUGAUAGAGAAUAAAAGUCUAUGAAGUAA
This is a messenger RNA of Phyllopteryx taeniolatus (common seadragon), 17370 nucleotides long. Its product is annotated as ankyrin-2-like. Gene Ontology annotation, biological process: regulation of cardiac muscle contraction; signal transduction; protein localization to T-tubule. Lineage: Eukaryota; Metazoa; Chordata; Actinopteri; Syngnathiformes; Syngnathidae. The record is from RefSeq and is a predicted model, not a curated record. Gene Ontology annotation, molecular function: protein binding. The coding region runs from base 1142 to 15691 and encodes 4849 amino acids. Gene Ontology annotation, cellular component: T-tubule. The transcript has 49 exons.